UUGUCCGGUUUUCUUUACCUGGUUGAAUUGUCAGAAGUGGCUCUGCAAACGCAUACCUACCAGUUUAACAACACUAACAUAAAAGAGGAUAGCGACUGGCCCUCAUUCAGUCAGGCUUCGAGUCUCUCCACGAACCGACGUAGCGCGCCGCUGGCGACGACACACACUACUCGAAAUUCUGUUUAAAACUCCUGUUAUUUUAAAUUAGUGACCAUAUACCCACUUCCAUUCAGGCAAACCGCAAUAAGGCAACCAGACGACUAACGAGUUUCCAAAAUACCAUUUGUGUUUGCCGUAAGGAUUUCACGGACGAUCCAUCAUGUUAAAAAUAGUAGCCCUUGGGUUGCUUGUAAUUUCGACGGUGACUGGUCAAUGCUUCUACAAAGACGAUUCAGCUAAGAAGCUGAACCCUGAGGCUCGCACAUCUCUGUACAGGGGCCAAUUGGAGUUCACCCUAAAUUUGUUUAACUCCAUUAAUGAUGCAAAUCCCACCGACAACAUAUUCUUUUCGCCGUUCUCAGUGUACCACUCUCUACUGCUAGCUUACUUUUCUGCUGGGGGCCAGACGGAAGCAUCUCUGAGGGAGUCUCUACAGAUAGCGAAAUCUUUGGAUAAAAUCAAUUUGAUAACAGCAUAUAAGUUAGACCGGCGGUCCCGCCUGACGAACAACAAUAGCGCCAGCUACGAGUUCAACAGCGCCAACAAAAUGUUCGUCGACGAAACGCUCGACGUCAGGCAGUGCUUGCUGGACAUCUUCGAGAACGAACUAGAGAGACUUAAUUUCCACGAGAUGCCCUCGGAAGCACGAGAGCAUAUUAACAAGUGGGUGGCCGCGGUGACUAAGAACCACAUCCAGACGUUGAUUCCAGAGGACGGCAUUACGCACACCACCAAGCUGGUGCUCGCCAACGCCGCCUACUUCAAAGGCGUCUGGGCCUCUAAAUUCCCCGCAGAAAGGACAAAGAAAGAGGCAUUCUUUGUUUCCGAAACUCGUCAAACGCUGGUGCCGUUUAUGAAGCAGAAAGGCACUUUCCAUUUCAUGGUGAGCGAAGACCUCGGCGCACAGAUUCUGGAGCUGCCCUACAAAGGCAACGACAUCAGCAUGUACAUUCUCCUGCCGCCCUACUCUAUGAAGGAAGGCGUGAAGAACAUCAUAGCGAACCUGACGCCCGAGCGACUGGCCGCCGUGGUAGAGGAAAGCUACAUGGGCCGCGAGGUCAUCGUCGAGAUCCCCAAGUUCACCGUUGAGAAGAGCCUGCCCCUGAGGCCUAUCUUGGAGACUCUGGGAGUUGGCGACUUGUUCAACAAUACCUCCGACUUCACGACGCUGACGGACGACCAUGUCAGCUUCGACGACGCCAUCCACAAGGCCAAGAUCCAAAUCGAUGAAGAAGGAACCGUGGCUGCAGCGGCGACGGCCAUCUUCGGGUUCCGCUCGUCGCGGCCCGCGGAGCCCACCCGCUUCGUGGCCAACUUCCCCUUCGUCUACCUCGUGUACGAGCGCCCAACCAACUCCGUCCUCUUCAUGGGCGUCUACAGGGACCCUAAGAAGUAAACAACACACUUGGUAUAAAAGUCGUGUUAUUUUUGCGUGUUUUAGACCUAUAAUUUAGUAACUAUUUAAUUUUUAUACUCAAUCAAUGAGCUCUAUGCUGUAAAUAUGAUGCAUGGUGUUUUUCCAACCCCUUGCCAUUGAACGAAUCAUGAUAUUGUGAAAUAAAAUGUAUGUUCCAUAGUAAAUUUCGAGGUCUACUUGGCCGACAUUCAGUUGCCAUUUUAUUGCGAUUAUUGGGUUGGUUCAUAUAGUGAAAGUAUUUUUAUAGGUUAUCUACCUUUUAAGGCCAGGUUUUGGAAAAACGAACUGUAUAUUUUUUAGCAGCAUACCGUACUGUUUAUCACCACCAUAAUUGAUAUGUAUGUCCAGGAUAUAAAGUAUAAACAGUGGAGUACUCCUAGUGCUGAUAAAAUGUCUAUGUCUAGAUUUAGGCGUCAUAAUAACACGAUUUCAACUAUGUUGUCAGGAGUUUGCCGUCAGAUUAGUGAUCACUAAAUAACACGCAUGCAUAUAUAAUACUCGCUCUAGUACCAUUAAGGGGUUGUAGUUUAAAAUAACCGCAACGUCGCGCGGGUGCACGGAGUGGGCGCACGAGGGCGCCUCAAAUAAAAUUGUAGGUACGAGUAGAAUCCGCUUGACGCGCCCGCGUCAAUGAGUCACUCUUCGUUAACCCGCUCGCCUGCUCCGUGCCCACGCGCGACGCUGCGGACGCCCAAAAUAUAAUAUGUAUUUAAUACAAUUUUAGUGGUCAGAUUGAAUUAAAAUUUGAUAAACAUGUAGUUUCUAGGUUAAUACAAUAAUUAAUAAUAUAUACCAUAUCAUACCAGAGAAAAUUGUCAUUCAAAUAAAAUAAUCAGGAUUGGAUUUAGUUGACUGGUGAUUUUUUAAUUUCAUUAAGUACCUGUCGGGAACGAAUUAUUCCUUAAGAAAUUAUUUGAUUUAACUUUAUUUCGAUUUAAUCAGGGAUGAUUUAAUCAUGAGUUUUAGAUUUGUUGAAUCAACUAUUUUAAUCAUGAGUGUCCAACUUUGACUACUAAGUAGGUAAUGUACUCACCUAGCGCUGUGACACUUCAUUACACCUUAAAACAAAGUCCCCCGCCACGUCUGUCUGUUUGUGUAUGUAUAUUCGCGAUAAACUCAAAAACUACGGAACGGAUUUUCAUGCAGUUUUCGCUUAUCAAUAGAGUGAUUCUUGAGGAAGGUUAAGUGUAUAAUUAGUUAAGGUUUUGUGUAACCCGUGAGAAGCCGGGGCGAAUCGUUAGUGUUGGACUACAUAUCUGGAACUUGUCUAUAGUGGAAGAUCAGUAGUUAAAACUACUUACAAGUUUAUAAGCCUACAAAUCGAGACAAGAAGAAAAGACUUUAUACCCGAGAUAUAGCCACGAUUUUAACCUACAGCUCCGUUAGACAUAAUACAACCCAUUUCCUAUUUUCUACAAAAUUUGUAGAGCAACCUCUAAUUCUCGUCAAGUAAUUUAAACGAAUAAACUCAUUUCUUACUUGUAUUAGGCAUAUGUAUGUAACUAAUAGGUAUUAGGUAGUUUUAAGAUUUACUAUGUAUAUCAUUAUUUGUAAUAAGUAAGAAUUCAGAUGAGACGUAAGUUUAAUGUAAAAAUAAUUUAUUGGAAA
This is a messenger RNA of Cydia splendana, 3184 nucleotides long. It is a transcript of the gene serpin-6, whose product is annotated as serine protease inhibitor 88Ea-like. The transcript is spliced from 8 exons. Gene Ontology annotation, molecular function: serine-type endopeptidase inhibitor activity. The coding region runs from base 320 to 1555 and encodes 411 amino acids. The record is from RefSeq and is a predicted model, not a curated record. Lineage: Eukaryota; Metazoa; Arthropoda; Insecta; Lepidoptera; Tortricidae.